Messenger RNA from Dreissena polymorpha, 1614 nucleotides. RefSeq names its product sodium-coupled monocarboxylate transporter 1-like. The record is from RefSeq and is a predicted model, not a curated record. Lineage: Eukaryota; Metazoa; Mollusca; Bivalvia; Myida; Dreissenidae. Gene Ontology annotation, cellular component: membrane. Gene Ontology annotation, biological process: sodium ion transport; transmembrane transport. Gene Ontology annotation, molecular function: symporter activity. The transcript has 3 exons. The coding region runs from base 1 to 1614 and encodes 537 amino acids.
AUGGAUAUCUAUUUGCGUCCCGCGGAUGUCGCUGUUCUGUGUGGCGGCAUACUAGCGUCCCUGGUUGUUGGUGUUGUGUACGCAGUGAAAGAGAGCCGUCAUGAGUCCUCGUCCUUCCGGUACCACCGAGGAGGCGGCAAGUUGCAUCCGUUUUCGGUCGCGGUUUCGUUAGUGGUAACAUUUGAAUCCUCCAUAUUCUAUUUGGGGUACCCGAGCGAAAUCUACAUGUACGGAUCAUAUUACAUGAUGCAAAUUCUAGGACUGAUUGUCGGAUACCUGAUGAUGUUCUUUAUAACGAUCCCAUUGUUUUAUCCACUACAAAUCACGAGCGUCUACGAGUACCUACAGAUGCGCCACGAGUCCCAGAGAGUCCGACAGAUGUCAAUGUGGUUGGGUAACGUAGGAAAUCUUUUGUACGCGGGAAUUGUCACUUUCGGCGCCGCGACCGGUAUGGAGGGGGUUACUGGCGUAUCCGCGUGGAUAUACGUCGUAGUGUUGACGUCGAUAGCGGUGGUGUACACGUCACUAGGCGGAAUUAAAGCGGUCGUCGUAACAGACGUAGUCCAAGGCGUAAUCAUGAUAGGUAUGAUAUUUGCCGUACUUAUUUAUGGCUGUAUUCGCGUUGGAGGCGUGUCUACAGUGAUUGGGAUCAACAGACCAACUGGUAGAUUACAAAUAUUUGACUUCGAUCCUAACCCGUACAAGCGACACACAUUUUGGACGCUUGCUAUAGGCUACGGCUUUAUGUGCGCUGGUAACUCCUUGAGUGCUCCCUUGGUGCAGCGUCUGAACGCCACCCGUUCUAUAGGGGAUGCAAAAAAGGUAGCGGCCAUUUCGAUUCCAGCUUUUGUGAUAUUGCAUAUUCUUAUAAUGUUCGAAGGUCUAGUGGCAUAUGCAUACUUUUCACAGAAAGGCUGCGAUCCUAUUGCGUCGAAACAGAUAUCAAACCCGAACCAAAUUAUACCAUAUCUUGUGGCUGAUUUGUUUGCGGGCGUUCCCGGUAUAACUGGACUGUACCUGUCCGCGCUAUGCAGUGCGUCCCUGAGUACCAUCUCUUCGCUACUCAGCUCUAUUUCGGCAGUCACUUCCGAGGACUUCAUCCGACAGCGGUUAAAGGACGCAUCCGAAAAGAAGCUUACGCAACUUUCAAAAUUAAUUGUCGUUUUGGCCGGAGUGGUCUGUAUUGGGCUGAUUGCCGGAUACCUGAUGAUGUUCUUCAUAACUAUCCCAUUAUUUUAUCCACUACAAAUCACGAGCGUCUACGAGUACCUACAGAUGCGCCACGAGUCCAAAAGAGUCCGACAGAUGUCCAUGUGGUUGGUGAUUGAGAUCAACCGACCUACGGGUAGAUUACAGAUAUUUGACUGCGAUCCUAACCCGUACAAGCGGCACACAUUCUGGACUAUUGCAAUAGGCAACGGAUGGAUGUGCGCCGGCAUUAUAUUUAGUCCUCCAUUGGUACAGAGUCUGAACUCUGUCCGCUCUAUAGGGGAUGCAAGAAAGGUAGCAGCCAUGUCGAUCCCAGCAUUUGUGAUAUUACAGAUUCUUAUCAUGUGCGAAGGUCUAGGGGCAUAUGCAUACUUUUCACUGAAAGGUUGCGAUCCUAUUGCGUAG